UUCCCUUGCCUCCAUGAACACCUGCGAAUCCUUCCUACCAGACGAAACCGCCAUGAGUGGAAGCAGAGGGCAACCCGGAGAUCCAUCUCUCUUCUCCUUCGCCAUCGCCAAGGUCGCGGUGGCUCAAAUCUGCGUAUCGAUUGGGUUCACCGGCGCCCAACAUUCGGCCCUCGAAGUCCUCUCCGACGUCGCAACCAGGUACCUCCGGGCCCUAGCGAAAUCCGCCUCGUCGAACGCCAGCUCCUGCGGCAGAACCGAGUGCAACCUCUUCGAUGCCAUCCACGCGAUCGAGUACAUGAAUUCGCCACAAGGCUUUCAGGGCGCUUCUGCAACCGAUAGACCCCUGUUAAGUUCCAGAACCAUGCGAGACAUCAUGAACUUCGUCGGCUCCGUCGAUGAAAUCCCCUUCGCCCAGCCGAUCCCCCGUUCGAAAAGAUUAGUUAUUUCGCGAUGUUCCGUCAAACCCAGACGGAAUCUCGAGCGGGAGCUGCGGGACCAGCCCCCGUUGCCUCACAUCCCGCCAUGGCUGCCCCCGUUUCCUGAUCCGAGCACGUAUAAGGAAGGUGGAACCAGUGGGGUACGUAGAGGAGGGAGAAGCUGGGGAGAUGAGGAAGAGGAGGAUGGGAGCGUCCAUGGCUCUGCUUCUGCUGCAUGCGAGAAGGGGAAUUGGGAGGAAGAGGAGGAGGAGGAGAAGAAGAGAGUGUUGCCGGUUGAGAGGGGAACUGUGGGAUUCAAGCUGGGGCUAGGGUUUAGAGGUCUGGAAGUGGGAUUGAGGAAUGGAGUCUGCAGAGGAGGAAAAAGGGUUUCUUGGCAUACCAGUCAUAAUAACAAUAAUAGCGAUGACGAAAAUGGCGAUGAGAAAAGCUUCAACAGAAGAAGUAGAAGAAGAUAGUCUCUGUUUUUGUUAUACAUUUGUUUCCAUUUGUUAAGUGUUUCUGAGAAUAAAAACUAUAAAUUUUUGAUCGA
Nelumbo nucifera (sacred lotus) is the source of this 966-nucleotide messenger RNA. The record is from RefSeq and is a predicted model, not a curated record. Lineage: Eukaryota; Viridiplantae; Streptophyta; Magnoliopsida; Proteales; Nelumbonaceae.